AUGAGCUCCAAAGUCACCCCUAUCAACUCCAAGAACGCACCUCCGGCUGCCGCCUGCUACUCCCACGCCAUCAGAGCCAACGGCUUUGUCUACGUCAGCGGCCAGAUCCCUUACACCCCAGACGGGAAGCCUAUCGAGGGUGACAUCAAGGCCAAGGCCGACCAGGUGCUCAAGAACGCCCUGGCCAUUGUCGAGGACUCCAACUCCAAGCUGGAAAACAUCGUCAAGGUCAACGUCUUCUUGAAGGACAUGGCCAACUUCGCCAAGUUCAACGAGGUCUACUCCACCUACUUCAACGCCCACAAGCCAGCCAGAUCCUGCGUCGCCGUCGUCGACUUGCCAUUGGGUGUCGACCUCGAGGUCGAGCUUGUUGCCGUCGAGAACUAG
This is a messenger RNA of Pichia membranifaciens NRRL Y-2026, 387 nucleotides long. RefSeq lists its product as hypothetical. The transcript has a single exon. Bases 1 to 387 code for a protein of 128 amino acids. Gene Ontology annotation, molecular function: deaminase activity. The record is from RefSeq and is a predicted model, not a curated record. Lineage: Eukaryota; Fungi; Ascomycota; Pichiomycetes; Pichiales; Pichiaceae. Gene Ontology annotation, cellular component: cytosol; mitochondrion.